Messenger RNA from Microsporum canis CBS 113480, 1071 nucleotides. RefSeq names its product ankyrin repeat domain-containing protein 44. The record is from RefSeq and is a predicted model, not a curated record. Gene Ontology annotation, molecular function: protein binding. The transcript has 2 exons. Bases 1 to 1071 code for a protein of 356 amino acids. NCBI's taxonomy places the organism in Eukaryota, Fungi, Ascomycota, Eurotiomycetes, Onygenales, Arthrodermataceae.
AUGUCACUACAAGCACUGCCGCCAGAGCUACAUUUUGGAAUUUGCGAGCUUAUAACUGAGAAGGACAUUAGCUGUUUAUCACGAACCAACAGCUUGUUUCACUACCGAGUCAACUCAUAUCUCUAUAAGUUUAAUGUACGGAAUUCAAAAAAUUCAGCGCUACUAUGGGCUGCCAAAAAUGGGAUGAAGUCUACUGCGAAAUUCAGCAUCGAUGAGGGUGCUGAUGUCGAGGUGAUGGACGCUGCUCACCAAACACCAUUACACCCGGCCGCAAAACAUGGGGCGCAAGCGAUAGUGAAGGCACUGCUCGAUACUGACAAGCUUGAGGUCGACUGUGUGGAUGAUCGUGGCCGGACACCGCUAAUGUACGCUGCUCAAUAUGGACAUGAAGCAAUAGUAAAGCUGCUGCUAGAUACCAACAGGGUGGAUGUCGGUUUGAAGUCCUACACUCGUGAUACGCCGCUAUCAUGUGCCACACUAUAUGGAUAUGGGAAUGAAGCGAUAGUAAAGCUGUUGCUUGAUACCAAGGAGGCGGAUGUCAACGUCAGGAACUACAUUGGUGAUACGCCGCUAUUAUGUGCCACAAAACAUGGGAAUGAAGCGAUAGUAAGACUGCUACUAGAUACCAACGAGGCGGAUCUCGACGUCAAGGACUGCAUUGGUGAUACACCGCUAUUAUGUGCUGCACGAUAUAAACAUGAAACGGUAUUAAAGCUGUUGCUCAACACUGGGAGAGUGAACGUCAACGCUAGAGAUCGCUAUGGCAGAACACCGCUCUCACAUGCUGCAAACGACGGGGCGGAAGCAAUAGCACGGGCACUGCUCAACACUGGCGAGGUUUAUGUCGAGCCUAGGGACCGCCAUGGCAGGACACCGCUAUCAUAUGCUGUGUGGAAUGGGCAUGAAGUGGUAGCAGAGCUUCUGCUCGACACCGGCAAGGUUAAUGUCAAAUCCAAGGAUUCCGUUGGCCGCACACCACUCUCGAAGGCCUGCGAGAAAGCUCAUGAGGAGGCAGCGGAAGCAAGCAGUGAACAAAAGGGUAGAGACAAAAGGGUAAAGCUCACACACUAG